GUCCGAACGGCCACAUUUUUAAAAGGGUCGCGGUUGCUGUCCCGCUGUGUUGUGACCGACUGUGCGAUUUGUCGUUGACUAUUCGUGUCAGCAUCCGCUGUGCCAUCGCCGAAUCAAGGAAAAGGAGGUAGUGGUGUAUUGGGGAAGACAGGGUAGUGACGGUGUGCUGUCUUGUGAAGAAGAGUCAUGGACGAGCAGUGGGAAGAUAGAUUGUUGUUUGUCGUCGUGGCUGUCAUGCAGUGGGUGAGUCGUCGUUAUGUGGGCGUCAUGGCCGUCCUUGACGCGGCUUCUCUAUUGCCUGUGCGCGACAGCGAAUUGGCGAUGUCCAUGACGAUGCUGUGCGGCGUCAUCUUCCACAACCUUUCCAUGUUGUCCACGUUGGCGGCCGGUGUAGAGGAUCGCAUGCGGGGCAGGAGGAGACUGUGGGUGAUUGAAAGGAGCGGCGGUGUGUGGGAGGACCUGCAGCUCAAAGGGGAGCGACAUGAGAAGGUGUUCAGGAGAUUCUUCAGGCUGCUACGUCCUGUGUUCAACGACAUUCUGCAGCGUAUCGGACCCUAUAUACAACGAGCAAUAACGAAUUGGAGGCAGCCGUUGCCAGCGGAGCAGAAGUUUUCUUGCGUGCUUAUCAGGUGGGCAACAGGAGGGUUUUACAGACAGUCCGGUCAUGGUCUGGGUAUGGGACUCGUGAGUGCCCUGCGCAGCAACAAGGACGUCGUUGAGGCGAUCAUCAGGGAGUACGGACAUGUCUUGUCUUUUCCGGAGGGGCGUCGCUUACAAGAGGUCAUGGACGCCUUCGAACGCAAGGGUUUCCCUGGCUGUGUGGGUGCAGUCGAUUGCAUACAUCUGUACAUAGAGAAGCCGCGGAAUGAACACGCUGCAUGCUACUACGACCGGACAGGGCGGUUCUCUAUUAUCGCGAAGGUUAUCUGCGAUCACAAGUGCCGUAUUCUUGUGUUUGUGGGUUGUCCCGGAUCGUGCCAUGACAUUCGAGUCCUCAAACAUUCGACACUCACCACCGACUACGACAAAGGGGUGGGUGUUCUGCACAGCACGCCAGCAACGCUUCGAGACGGGAGCAGCAUUGACCGUUUUUUGUUGGGUGACGCAGGUUAUCCGUUGUUGUCUUGGUUCAUGACCCCACAUCCUACCAACAGACCUCGCACUCCGGAACAGGUGGUAUUCGACGACAUGCAUAUGACAACGAGGAGCUGUAUAGAACGCACGUUUGGGUUCAUCAAACACAUAUGGAGGAAUUUCGGGCGUCGCCACAUCAGCAACCUGAAGACGAUCUGUAAGGAGUUCAUGGCAUGUUGCAUACUGCACAACAUCCUGUUGGAUUACAAGGUGGACAUGAACGGUUUAGCCGGAUGCGAUAGCGACGAUUCGGAUGAUGACUCCGAUGAAGACUGUCCACAGCCUCCGCCCUACCAGCCACCCCUGUAUGAAGGGGAAGCCAUGUCGGAACACAUAGGAAGCGUAUAACUUGGAGGCGUCGAAGGCCAUCAGGAGAAGGCUUUUUCGCCAUGUCACCCAUCAUGCGAGAGUGCACGGCCCCCCGGAUCCAAGUCCAUGGUUGUGACGCCAUCUUCGUACAUGGGCACAUACAUAGAUAGAUUGGAAGAUUGAUAGGUAGGCAGUAGCGGUGAAAUAGAAAGGUCCCUCCGAGUCGUAGUUGGUUGUGGAGCAGUUCCACAUCGUUAUUCGUUGUUCUGUGUAACGUGAGCGAUAAUUUGUCGUCGUUCAUUCGUUUUGUCUACAAGAAUCCCAUGUUUCCGACGUUAUCAACUUCGUUCUGUUCUUCUUCGCUUUCGUGUGCACAAACCUAACUUUUCGUAUGCCCGUGUCAUGAAGCAACACAUUGUGCAAACUUCGCAAUAGUGAUCUGUGCAUGGAGUGAGUUUUGUUGAACACAUACAUGGACAACGACAACCGAAUCUCCGCCCAAAACAUCAGAGGGUUUUGAAAGCAAUGGGGAAACAUACAGAAAGUAAAAUUUUAGAACAUGC
Chara braunii is the source of this 2006-nucleotide messenger RNA. Lineage: Eukaryota; Viridiplantae; Streptophyta; Charophyceae; Charales; Characeae. The record is from the annotation of a GenBank genome assembly.